AUGGAAGAAAAUAAGGAGAGUAGUAGUAUUAAGCAUCAAAUUUUGAAUCUGGAAGGUGGUAGUAGUAACAUUGACAACCAAAAUAAGCAUACUGUGGCUAUUAACGAAGCUGAGGACCCACUUGAUCAUAACAAGAUCUCCGGCGAAACUCAGAAUCCACUUAUUCAUAACAGUAUCUCCGGCGAAGCUGAGGAUCCACUUGAUCAUAACAAGAUCUCCAGCGAAAAUGAUAAUCCACCCAUUUAUAACAAAAUCUCCGGCGAAACUGAGAAUCCACUUAUUCAUAACAUUAUCUCUGGCGAAACAGAAAAUCUACCUGUUCAUAACGAACUCUCCGGCGAAGCUGAGGAUCCACUUGAUCAUAAUAAGAUCUCCGGCAAAACUGAGAAUCCACUUGUUCAUAACAACAUCUCUGGCCAAGCUGAGAAUCCACUUAUUCAUAGCAUGUCAAGUAAGGAUGAGAAUCUACCUAUUCUUAACAAGCUCUCCAGCAAAGCUGAGGAUCCACUUAUUGAUAACAAGAACUCCGGCGAUGCUUCUCCCACCUCCUUCUCAUCUUCUUCAAAUCUGUUGGAACUAGAUUACGAUGAAAAUGCAUUUGAUAUUUCCUUCUCUAUUUCUGAAGAAGAUGAAGAUGCUACUAACACCCGGCAAUGGAGCAUGGUGAGUGCAUCCCCAACAGCUGUCCAAGAGCUUCCUUUAUCGCCGGAAAAUGCAUCUCCAAAGCAAUCUCCGGUGGUACAAGUGAUGGAGCGAACCAACAGCUAUGAUCCAAACAGGAUUCCAUCAUCGACAUUUAGUCGAAAACUCACAGAUACUACGGAAUGGAGUGUUGAUUCCAGUGAUUCUUUAUUUAGUCUUCAUUUGGGGAAAUCUGGAGAACUUAACAGGGCUGAUUCAUCAUUUCGUCUCCCUACAGUGAUAGAAACAACAUCAGAAAUCGAUCAAAAGAGUACAAUAGGUGAAAUCCAAAACCAAAACGACGUGCCAAUUGUUUCUGCAAAUGGGAAUGGAGUGAAUCCUUCUGAGACGCCUUGUGAUUCUAUAACAACCCUACAAGAACAACAACCACCGCCACCACCAGUACCGGAGGGAAACGUGGAGGAAAACGUGGCGGCAGAAACCAAGUCAGACGACCGUGUUACACUCCCAAAAGGUCGUUGCAGAUGCUUCAAUUGCUUCUCUUGUUGUACAUUCUGUGGUUGA
Molecule: messenger RNA, 1206 nt
Organism: Lactuca virosa
Lineage: Eukaryota; Viridiplantae; Streptophyta; Magnoliopsida; Asterales; Asteraceae
Source: the annotation of a GenBank genome assembly